CCCAACAUUCAAUCCUGUUGGGGAAUCUUCAAGUUUGUCCAUCAUUUGCUAAAGUAAACUAAUCUUGAAGAAAAACAUCUAGAUCAAGUUUUCCUUACUAAAUAACUAUGAAUUUGAAGUGUUUCACGUUUGUGCUGUUGCUAUGUUCAGCAAUAGUACUGCAAACUGCCGAUGCCAGACAUGGCAAAAACGCUCGCAAUCGCUAUAAGUUGUUCGGGGGCAGGGUUAAAUCGGUGGGACGUUAUGAACAUGUUGCUGCACAGGGACGUUUUACAACUGCCAUGAUGAAUAAAUUUAAUGCAUUAAAGGGUACAACAACUACUACUACUACUGCUGCUCCAACUACAACUACAAUGACUAUGACACCACCAACAACACCACCAACUCCAACAGGUGUAACAACUCCUCCCACAGUCACAACUCCUACAACACCUACAACUAUGGUUCCACCAACACCACCAGUAACACCUCCACCUACUCCUCCAGCUACACCCCCAGCUACACCUCCAGCUACACCUCCAGCUACACCACCAGCUACACCACCAGCUACACCACCAGCAACACCUCCACCAGAACCACCAGCAGGACCUCCAGCUGAUGGUUCCGAUCCCGCUGAAGAUGAUCCAGCUGAAGAUGAUCCAGCUGAAGAUGAUACAGAUGGAGGCGAAGACACAGAAGGCGGUGGUGGCGAGGAUACAGAAGGUGGUGAGGAAACAGAAGGUGGUGAGGAAACAGAAGGUGGUGAGGAAACAGAAGGUGGUGAGAAUGAACCACGCAACUUAAUCAACAUACAUCUUGACGAUUAUGACGAUGAUGAAUAUAACGAUGAUGAGUAUGAUAAUAGAGAAGAUCGCUUACUAAUGAAUAAGAAUGCUAACUCCGAAGAUAUUGAUGACUUAACUGAACUUGGUCGUGCUGCUCGUGCCAGCCCUUCACAGUGGAGACGUCGCAUGGAACAGCGCCGUCGUCGUCAAAUGCAACAACGUCGUCGUGAAAGAAAUCGCCAACGUAGGCUUAUGAGGCAACGUCGCAACCGAUUACAACGCUCUAGAUACCAAAGCAAACGACGUGCUAUGCAACGCGCCCAAAGACGCCGCCAACAAUUACUAUAUCGCAGACGCAAAGCAGCCAAGCGCAGACGUGCCUAUUUAAAGAAAUUGCAGAAACAACAAAAACGUCGUCGUAAGAUGGCUCGUCGCCGUCGCCGCAUUAUGCGCCGUAACAACAGGAAACGUCGUGAGAAUAGACGCCGCCGUGAAAAACGUAUGCGUCGCCGCAUGCAACGUAUAAGACGUAAACGCAACCGUUUGAAUAACAGACGUCGUUUGCGCCGAUUCUACAAUCGUCCAGGCUCCAGACGCAUCAUAAGGGUUAAUGUAUAAAAUACGACAAAAACUGCUAUAAACGAAAACAAUGAAAAUAAAUGG
Messenger RNA from Lucilia sericata (common green bottle fly), 1427 nucleotides. RefSeq names its product stress response protein NST1-like. The coding region runs from base 108 to 1382 and encodes 424 amino acids. The transcript is spliced from 2 exons. Lineage: Eukaryota; Metazoa; Arthropoda; Insecta; Diptera; Calliphoridae. The record is from RefSeq and is a predicted model, not a curated record.